GCGGCGGUGAGGCGACGGCAGGCGAUUGGGCGAGCGGAGCCAAACUGUAUCGUACAGUAAAAGGACAAGACCCCAAAACAACAACCACCGCGGCCGCGAAAAGGCGCACGAAAGACGACUCAACACUUGCACUUUCCGGUUUUCCACCACAAAUACUUCAGAUGUUACGAUGGCAAGCUUCACCAUUUCAGACGGCGAAUCAGAUCCCUCAGAGGAGGUAGGGGAGUCAGAAACCGACAAAUCACUCAAUCAUCAGGAGCAGAACCAUCAUCUUGGCCACGCCCUCACCACACCUGAGCUGAGAAUGUCAGCAAGUGGCCGGGUCAGGCUGAACUCUGAAUCCCACGUCUCCACUGUCUCCAAAGACGAGGAGCUCCUGGCCAGGGGGGAAGGAGAGGAUGGUGACGGAGCUCCUUUCCGGGGUCGCUCCCAGUCGGCGCCCCCUGCCCUCUGGGCGGCCAAGAAAUAUGGCCGUCAGCUCCGAAGAAUGAGUGACGAGUUUGACAGCUUGCUGGACAAAGGGGAGAUGAAGAGGGUUAGGAGUGCUGGGACGGCCAAACAGAUGCAGCACUCCAAAAGCUGGUGGAACUACCUCUUCAGUCACCAGGAGACAGAAGGAGAGACCAGCCACCAUGAAAACCACAGUAACCGCACUGAGUAGGAAGUGGGCUAGGUGGGCAAAGAGGGUGUGAGCCUAGAAGAAUGGAGAAAACGACAAGAACAAGCAGGGAGCUAUGGGAAGAAACAAUCCUGUCGAAGAACAAUGUGAACCAUGCUGGGUAUGGAACGACUGAAGGGGUGAAGAGAGGGAACGAGAGAGAUAGAUCCAACCAGAGAGUCUUGGCUGAGAGGGACACAAAUAUCACCAGGGUCCACACUCGCUCCAUUCCAUCAUCGGUGGGCUACAUUUGAUUAUCUUAUUUUGUAUUUUGAUCGGUUGUGAUGUUAGCUGUCUUGACUGUUGUUUGGGAAUUGUCCGUAAAAUGGAAAAAGGCAAGAACUUUGUUUUGGUGUCGAGAGCAUGAGGACAGUCUGUCAGCAAUGCGCCCAAUGAGCAAAUGGGCAGCCGUGUAAAUCAAUGAGCGAGAGAGAAAAGUGUGAAAAUUAGCUUCAGAAGAACCACUGUAACAGCACCAAAUAUAGCAAGACGGUGACACAGAAAUAGAGGCAGAGAGGGGAUUGACACAAAGCAAGGGAACAGAGAACAAAGAUAAAGCUGAGUAAGGAGAAGUGGAAAAGGAGCGGGAGAGAAGAUAUUUAAAAAAAAAAAAACAAAAAACAAAAAACAGAAGUACAAAACAUAUGAGGGGACUCAAGAGACAACCACUCAGUUAAAAGAUGCUUACCACUUUAGUUGUCUCUCCUGUCGACACUAUGCAACACAGAGGGAGAGACGAACGCACUGAAAUCUUAAUACCUGACUAUUUGAAGCCACUUUGAAUGCUCCAAGAAUAUCCUUCCAUCCUCAUUUUCUAAAAGAAAUUACUGAGUAAUUCAGAGAGUUGAUUUGUAUUAAAUCCACUGGAAAAUUGCUCUGAGGCCUCAUAUAGAUUGGAGCCUCUUGGAUGAUCAUCUUCCCUGUUACAAUGAAGUCAUUUAAUUUGGAACAAGAGAGAAUUGGACUGUAAAUGGAUUAUUAGGCAUAAGUAUAGUCACCUAUGUUUGAAAUUUUGCUAGUUCACAGUGUUUUGUUCACUGACUGUGACUAGUCCAAACACCUUGAUCUGAGGAGAGCUUGGUUUGCAUUCAUCUGUAAAGUUAAUGAAAUGCUUGCGUGGUUCCAAACGUUACUGCUUACUACUCUCUGUAUUUUUAUGGCACAAUCAGCAAAUAUUAUUCUGAGGAAAACAAAGAGGGUUUUUUUAAAGCAUUCAACUUCGGCCUCUAUCUUAGUUUUUUUUUUUAGCUACCUACAAACCAGCAUCACGUAAACAUGACUGCACUCUGGUGAUUAAAAAAAAAAAAAAACUCAUCAAUCGCUUUAUAUUUCAAAUUUAUCACAAAUGAACAAUCUUGUACAAGGACAAUCUCUGAAAUAAUGUCUUUCAUUAAGUACUGAACUUCAGGGU
Molecule: messenger RNA, 2069 nt
Organism: Myripristis murdjan (pinecone soldierfish)
Lineage: Eukaryota; Metazoa; Chordata; Actinopteri; Holocentriformes; Holocentridae
Gene: badb
Product: BCL2 associated agonist of cell death b
Exons: 4
Coding region: 170-661 (163 amino acids)
Biological process (GO): apoptotic process
Source: RefSeq, a predicted model, not a curated record